CCACUUUAGAGCAAGCCUCAAAACAUGUGAGUGAUCGAUCAAAUCGGACAGGUCCGCAAAACACUCCACCCCCACCUUAACACUCACUUUUUAUUCUACGAUUUCUCAUCACAUCACGGAAAAGAGCAGAAAUCGGAACCUUGAAGGCUUUCAAUGUGGGGACGACAUGACGCAUCCUGCAACUGACGCGUCGCAUAUCUUCAAACUACCUAGAUACCUAGUCUAAGACAUACAGGGCUAGCCAAUGAAUUGAGCCAUUUUCUAUAUCUUUCCGUGUCUUGGACCUUGGUCUAGGGCAAAACCUGGGAACCUUUCAAUGUUCCUGGCAACUGGAUGAACAAACUACACGGAAAACCAUACGAAAUCGGGUUAGAAGAAUAAGGACACUCAAAAUAUCGAUUUAUACUUAUAUGUCCGUCCCCUCGGCUAUCCAUGAUUAUCUAAGGAUCUUAUGAUCGACUCUUUAUAAAAGUCGAUUCCCGUCUGCUUAUUUCCUUAGAGAGAAGCUUCUUCCAUUCCUCCUGUAUUAUAGUCUCACUACGACCACAACCAAGAUGGAUCAUUUUGACUGGUCGACGCCUUUUCCGGAAGGUGUAAUAUCCUUUCUCGAUACCGACUUGUACAAGUUGACGAUGCAAUGUGCCGUCUUCAAACACUAUCCCGAUGUAUCUGUUUCAUACGCAUUUACCAACCGUACUCCCGAGAAAAAGCUGUCGCGCAAAGCUUUCUCCUGGCUCUGUGAGCAGAUCAGCAAGCUCGGCAAUAUUUCAUUAUCUGACGAUGAACUCCGAUUCUUGCAAUCGCAUUGCAAGUAUCUAUCAACCCCCUAUUUGAACUUUUUAAAAGAGUUCCGGCUCAAGCCACGUGAGCAAUUGAUCCCAAGUUUCUACCCUAUAGGGGCAGACACCGGAGCGGAAGAUGAACUGGGCGACAUCCACAUCGAGGUCCGCGGCAAGUGGGUAGACACUAUCCUCUAUGAGAUCCCGCUUCUCGCCUUGACGUCCGAGGCCUACUUCAAGUUCAUGGACAAGGACUGGAACUAUGACGGGCAAGAGGAUAAGGCAUACGGCAAAGGCAUGCGACUUCUCGAGGCAGGAUGUAUAUUCUCCGAAUUCGGAACCCGUAGACGACGAGAUUAUCACACACAGGCAUUGGUAUUCAGGGGCUUGGUGAAGGCCGGCAAGGAAGCCGAAAAGCGCGGCUUGCCUGGUAAACUCUCCGGCACCAGUAACGUUCAUCUAGCUAUGCGAUUCAAUCUUGCACCUGUUGGAACUGUUGCUCACGAGUGGUUCAUGGGCGUCGCAGCCAUCACGAACGACUACUUAGGAGCAACGGAAGAAGCACUACGACGAUGGAUUGGCUGUUUCGGCGAGGGCGUAUUAGGGAUCGCAUUAACAGACACGUUUGGCACGCCAGAGUUUUUGAGAUCGUUUAGUAAACCUGUCAGAUAUCUUCCGGAUACACCAAAUCUGCCGGUCUCGGAAGAUGGUACCCACCCUACGACUUCAUCACAAUCCUAUGCCGAAGUCUUUAGCGGCGUGCGCCAAGAUUCGGGCGACCCGGCCACUUUUGUUAAAUUGAUGCGCGAGUUCUACGAUAAGAAUGGGAUAGAGGGGAAGAAGACCAUCGUUUUUUCCGACUCACUAGAUAUCGAUAAAUGUAUCGAGUACAAGCGUGUAUCUGAGGAGCAUGGCUUCCAACCGACUUUUGGCGUUGGCACCUACCUGACUAACGACUUCACUCAAAUCACCACCGGGAAGAAAUCAGUACCGCUGAAUAUCGUCAUCAAGCUGAGUUCUGCGGCAGGAAACUCCGCUAUCAAAAUCAGUGAUAACAUAGGAAAGAACACCGGUGAUUCGGCCAAGGUAGCAGAAGUGAAGAAGCUGCUGGGCUAUGUAGAGAAGGAAUGGGCAGGCGGAGACGAAACAUCGAGAUGGGGAAAGCCCGACGAUGUUCAGCCCUAAAGAGAUCACAUGGUGGUACUGAGCGAUGAAUAUUCUUAAACGAGUCAUUAAGUAGAUUGCUAGAUACUAGAAGGUUAUCUAGACAAAUUGGAGGAUUUGCCACCCCCAUGGGGAUACCUGAGUCGCGUUCGCGUUCGCAUUCCAGCUGGCCGCGAGAAUGGGUGGAGCCCUAUAAGCACCUGCCUUGAUAUUUGCAAAUAUUUACAAUGUAGGUGGUCCAGUCAUCAGUCAUGAUUCAAUCGACAUAAG
Messenger RNA from Annulohypoxylon truncatum, 2213 nucleotides. RefSeq names its product nicotinate phosphoribosyltransferase. Bases 555 to 1964 code for a protein of 469 amino acids. The record is from RefSeq and is a predicted model, not a curated record. The transcript is spliced from 2 exons. Lineage: Eukaryota; Fungi; Ascomycota; Sordariomycetes; Xylariales; Hypoxylaceae. Gene Ontology annotation, biological process: NAD+ biosynthetic process. Gene Ontology annotation, molecular function: nicotinate phosphoribosyltransferase activity.